Messenger RNA from Danaus chrysippus (African queen), 4179 nucleotides. The record is from the annotation of a GenBank genome assembly. Lineage: Eukaryota; Metazoa; Arthropoda; Insecta; Lepidoptera; Nymphalidae.
AUGGGCAACUCCUGCAGCUCCGGUCAAGCCCACAAAGACAAGGAUAGCAUUUCGCAGCACUCGGAAGACUUUCCUCCCGCAGCUUCGCCCGCGUUGAGUUCGGUUAUAUCGCUUUCCAAGAAAACCUUUCAAAAGUCUGGGAUAAAUGCUAUCCUAUGUUCUUUCUCAAGGUCAACUCCACCUCUGUCCCAAAUUUCAUUAAAAUCAGUUCAGUGGUUUAGGCGUGAGAGCAUAACAGACAAACAGAGAGAACCUAACUGCUGCGCGCGCAGGUCUCCUUCGUACCGGGUCACCAAGCCUUCCCUGGAUGUGGAAGCCCCUCAAGAGAUCUUGGAGCCUGUACCCUCGUUCAAGGACAAAAAACCACAACUAAAAGGACCUCGCCCGCCUGUCGGUUCGAGCGUAUCAGAUUCCAUAUCGCUGUCUUCGCCGGUAGCUUGCGCAUCACCUCGUGAAGAUGUUGUGGGUCCCCCAAUACCAGCUAACGUGGCAGCCCUGCCUGAAGAACAGCGGUCCUACUUGCUGGGGCGGAUUCCCUCGCAACGGACCAGACGUCGGAAGGCCAUGAUCAUAUAUGUCUGCGCUGCUGACUCCCAAGAUUGUUGCACAGAGAAGGGUGCACUCCACUGUGCUGUGGCCGCUCGUCUCCGCGUGCGAGCUCGUCGUCGCGGCUGGCGCGUCCAUGUAGCUGAUCUUCAUUGGCGCUCACCGCUCGAACAACAGAGGGACCAUCGCUUCCCUGUUUUGUGUAUCGCUGAGCUAGCUCGUCAGUCUGAGUUGGGUGCUGUGGUUCCGGUUCUGUUCCUCAACACUAGUCUCGGCACCCCGCUGCUGCCACACACCCUGGAAUGCGCUGACUUUAAAGCCGCCUUGGAAACAGCUGAAGACGAAAAUGAUAAAGAGCUGUUGAACAAAUGGUACACUCUAGAUAACAGCACUACACCUCCUUGUUACCGCUUGGCGCGAGGUGCUCCCGCUCGUUGGAGACGAGACAUGGCUCGAGCUCUUAGUGUACUAGUCAGAACAUUACCACAGGAGGCCUGCGACGCUUACCUUACUACUGUACUAGAACAGGAGGUCCAGCACACGGUGUUAAUGAGUUCCGACGCUGCUCGUCGGUGUGUGUGGGUCUGUCGCGGAGGAGAUGUGGCUCAGAACAACGACCCUGACGCUGAACACACGCGCGAGCUACAGAGACGACUCGCUAACUUACAUAAAGAUCUCAAGCUUCAUUUAAGCGAGCGUAAUAUAAUACGUUCUUCAAUGCGUCGCGGCACGAGCCCGGAGCAGCACGCGGCGGCCGUACGCGACGCGCUCGCCGACAGACUGGACGCGCUCCUCGACACACUCGCGGCAGACGGGGACUCCCCCGCCGGCUACGGGGGAAUACCCGCCAGCUUGUUCGACGAAAUAAGUGAACAUCUCUCGUUCUGCCAGAAAGUGACUCAAUGUACCUCAAAUCGUGAAAUAACGCUAAAUGAACUGAAAACGUACAUGCGCGGCGAGAGCUCAGUACCGCUCGCGCUGCUGGGAGGCGCGGGCUGCGGGAAGGCCACGCUAUUGGCUCGUGCGGCCGCACUAGCGCCAUCUGUGUUACCAGACGUCGCGCUCGUUCUAAGGUUCGUAGGUCUGACGUCGCAGUCAAGCAGCUCACAGCAGCUUCUAAAGUCGAUAGUGGAUCAGCUGCACGUACUACACACGGGCACCGUAUACAGGGGACGUAAUGAGCCGCUCAGUCUGUCUUCGACCCUGGCUCGUCUCCUAGAAGCGGUCGGUCGCACGCGGCCUGUGUUGUUAUGUGUGGCUGGAGCAGAUGCCUUGCGCGGAGCAAGAUGGCUGCCUUCGAAACUACCCGAGAAUGUUAAAAUGAUAGUUACCGUCACUGAAGAAAAAGACGAGCCGUCCAGUUCAGCGAUAAUGGCGGUGCUAUCAUCAGAAGAUGGACCCAAAGUAGUGAGGGCUCCUCCGGUCGGUGCGGAGGAGGCGAAGGCGGUCCUACUGGCGACCGCUGCAUCAUACAGCAAGACCGGAGCCGGCUCACCUCCUGAAGCCGCUAUCAAGGCCGUUCAAAAAUGCACUCUACCACUCUAUGCUAAGAUUCUAGCGUGGCAAAUAUCUCUAUCAGCGGAGACCUUCACUGAAUUAUCCGAACCGGAGACAGCUCCCGAGCUGGUGAUAUGUGAUGAUCUUGAAGGUCAAUUGGAACAGAUAUUAGUGACGACAGAAGCAGCCCUUGGGGCAGAACGUGUGAAGGCGUGUCUGUCACUACUGACUGCUGCGAGACGAGGACUUGAUGAUACGGAGAUAUUAGACCUACUGGCUCAUGACGAACUGUUUAGAAGUGAAGAAACUUAUCUGCCGUGGGCCCCGGGCGCGCUCCUCUGGCCGCAGCUGUCCGCUCUCCUCUCCCCCUGGCUGCGUGAGUCUCGGUGGCGCGACGCGGCGCUGGCGGCCGUCGCCGCUGAACGCUACCAGCCUCAAGUUGAACGAGCGAGACGUACACUCGUUGACUAUUUUGAGGGAAAAUGGUUUGUCGAAAACGAUCCCAAAAUGGCCGGGCGUCUGGUGUCUCAAGAAAAUAAAUUCUCCGAUGAUUGGUACAAUACAAGAAAGUUCGAUGAGCUUCCAUUCCAGCACUACCACAUCUUGAAGGAGGAUCCGGAAGCGUUUUCCGUGAAGCCUUACUUCACACAACUAGAUUGGAUCCACGACAAACUAGCGGCAACAGACUGCGGACAUUUCUUAGAAGACAUCGCUCUCGUUCAUAUAGACCCACUACCAGAACAUUUGGAAAUAUUGAAAGAAUUGUUUGUGACACAUUCCUACGCCCUGGACUACGACCAUAGACAAUUUUACGGAUUACUUAGAAUCGUGAUGGAGAAAAGACAACGCGAAGGCAUUCACAUCGAUAGUGAGAUCGUUCAGGAUUGGAUGAAAGAAAUCUGGGAGCCGCCGAUACCGACCUUCUACCCCGCUAAUGAAGACUUCUGGAAGGUUCUGGAGAACAAAGAAAAGAGGGACAUUUCCAUGGCAGAGGGUUUCGAUAGCAAGUCAUAUGACUUGAUAGUGAGGUUUAAUACAAGAGGCAAAUAUGUUGCUACAGUUUCAACUGAAAGGGAAGAAAUCUGCGUCUGGGAUGUUCUGAGAUGUAAGAUGAUAAGAAAAAUAACGGGUGUCACUCAUCCCAUCAACUUGGUGCCGAUUGACGAGUAUCGUUGUGUGGUGUUGUGUCGCCGCGAGCUCAGAGUGUAUGACUUAGACCAGGGAAAAUACCUGGUAGCUCUGAAGGGUGUGAUGAAUCAGAAGAUGCCCUACUAUGGGCUUCACGACGCGAGCCACCUCGUGGCGCUCUCACGGAACAGAAUGUACGUCAACCUCAUGAACAUAGAGACUGGUGAUUGCGUGACUACAUUCAAGGCGGGUGAGGAUAGAUUCCUGAAUUCUUUGCUCGUUUCUGGUGAUGGAAGGGUGUUAGUGUGUGGUGACGAGACCCAGAAGCCUUUCCCGCUUCUAGUGUGGUCGUUGACCUCUCGGAAGCUUUUGUAUGAUCUCAGGAUACCUCAUCACGACUUCGUUACCUCUAAAGCAGCUAUAACCUAUGAAGGGUCCUACGUGUGUGUGGUGUCCCGGGAGCUCGAUGAGCCGAGCCCUAACUUCAUAGUGGUGUACGACCUUCAGUCCGGGACGCUGUUCAAGAAGUGGAAGCCUGGCUGUGACACCGUGGCGCUGGCGAUCAGCUCUACAGACGGGUGUGUGGUGUCCGGACUCGCUGAUACGAGGAUACUAGUGUGGGACCUGGUCACUGGUAAUUGUCGUCUAACUCUGCGCGGUCAUCGUUCCGCUCCUUCCAUGUUGUCGCUGGCUCGUGCGGGCGCCACGCUGCUGUCCGCGGACAAGGAACGUCUGGACAGAUCUGUGAGGCUGUGGGACCUACAUACUGGGAAACUAAUAGCGGUGUACACUCCGCCGGACAGGGUCACCUCGUGCGAGAUACUCCUUGGUGGAUCAGUGUUAGCCUUGGCCCUUGAAAACUACAAGGAAAUACUGUGCGUGAAGCUUCACGGACCCACCGUGGAAUCAGUGAAGAACGGCAGGGACGCGGAGUAUGACGACACAGGGUACGGACAGGAAGACAACGAGGGAAAGAUAUUUGACGUCAGGGGAAUGGAAAACACUUGA